Messenger RNA from Fukomys damarensis (Damara mole-rat), 3350 nucleotides. It is a transcript of the gene Paxip1, whose product is annotated as PAX interacting protein 1. Bases 181 to 3039 code for a protein of 952 amino acids. Gene Ontology annotation, biological process: positive regulation of transcription initiation by RNA polymerase II. Lineage: Eukaryota; Metazoa; Chordata; Mammalia; Rodentia; Bathyergidae. Gene Ontology annotation, cellular component: nucleus. The transcript is spliced from 19 exons. The record is from RefSeq and is a predicted model, not a curated record.
UCCAGAGUCGUGUCAGAUUUUUUUUGGAGUCACUGCCUGCCUUUCUCAGGGUGUUGAUACAUGCUGGAGCUCUUUGUUGGAGUCUUCCAGAGCUCUCCCAGGGAGAGGUAGGGAAGGGAGCUUGUGCCAGCAGAAGUUGGGAAGCACAGACACCAUCUGCCUUCUUCUGAGCCGGUAUUGAUGCAGGCUGGGGCCUCUGUUGUAAUGUGCUGGGUGUCAUCUGAAGACAGAAGCGCCCUGUGGGCUUUGGUCACGUUCCAUGGCGGCAGCUGCCAGCUGAACCUCAAUAAGAAAUGCACACAUUUGAUUGUGCCAGAGCCAAAGGGGGAGAAAUACGAAUGUGCUGUGAAACGAGCUAGUAUUAAAGUGGUGACUCCUGACUGGGUGCUGGACUGUGUAUCUGAAAAAACCAGGAAGGACGAAGCACCUUACCAUCCGCGCCUGAUCAUCUAUGAGGAGGAGGAAGAAGAGGAGGAGGAAGAGGAAGAGGAGGUAGAGAACGAGGAGCAGGACUCACAGAACGAGGGCAGCACUGAGGAGAAAUCAAGCCCAGCUAGCUCACAGGAGGGCUCUCCUUCCAGGGACCAGCCAUUCUCACCCAAGCCCAACACAGAGACUACCAAAGGGGAGUUGAUGUUUGAUGACUCUUCAGACUCAUCGCCGGAGAAGCAAGAGAGAAACUUGAACUGGACCCCGGCUGAAGUUCCCCAGCCCACGGCUGCCAAGCGCAGGCUGCCCCAGGGCAAGGAGGCCGGGCUCAUUAACUUGUGUGCCAAUGUUCCGCCAGUCCCGGGGAACAUUCUGCCUCCGGAUGUCCGGGGGAACUUCAUGGCUUCUGGACAGAAUCUCCAGAGUUCCGAAAGAGCAGAAAUGAUCACCACGUGGAGCCCAGCUGUGCGGACAUUGAGGAAUAUUACUAAUAAUGCUGACAUUCAGCAGAUCAGUCGGCCAUCAAAUGUAGCACAUAUUUUGCAGUCCCUGUCAGCACCCACAAAGACCCUGGAGCCACAGGUGGGCCAUGGCCAGCAGGGGCAUGGCAAUACCAGUUCCAGUGCCAUGCUGCUUGGCCCGACGAGGGGCGCUCCUGACACUCACCUGCCACCACCGCACCGCCAGCCUCCACCGCAGCACCCAUUGCAGCACCCCGUCCUCCACCUACAGCCUCCACAGAUGCCCCAGCAGCCCUGUCCACAACAGCAGCACUCAUUCCCGCAGCAGCCCCAGCAGCCCCAGCAGCAGAUCCUUCAGCACCCAUUCCCCCAGCAGCAGCUGCACCCCCAGCAACAACUGCACCGCCCCCAGCAGCCCCUGCAGCCUUUCCAGCAGCAGCACCUGCAACAGCAGCUCCAUCAGUUGCAGCAGCAACAGCUACAGCACCAGCAGCUGGCACAGCUGCAGCAGCAGCAGCAGAGCCUGCUACAGCAGCAGAUGCAGCAGCAACAGGUACAGCAGCAGCAGCUGCAGCGCCUUCACCAGCACCAACAGCAGCAGCUGCAGCAUCCUGCCCCUCCACACUUGGGCCAGGCACCCCCAGCCAUGCAGCACCAGGCCCCGCACCUGCAGCCCCCGCCGCUACAGCAGCCCCCUCCACAGCUACCGCUGUGUGGACACGACCCAGCGGUAGAGAUUCCAGAAGAAGGCUUCCUACUGGGGUGUGUGUUCGCAAUUGCGGAGUACCCGGAGCAGAUGUCUGAUAAGCAGCUGCUGGCCACCUGGAAAAGGAUCAUCCAGGCACAUGGUGGUGUGGUGGAUCCCACCUUCACGAGCCGGUGCACACACCUUCUCUGCGAGAGCCAGGUCAGCAGCAUGUACGCACAGGCGAUAAGAGAAAGAAAACGGUGCGUCACUGCACACUGGUUAAACACAGUCCUGAAGAAGAAGAAGAUGGUGCCGCCUCAUCGAGCCCUGCAUUUCCCUGUGGCGUUCCCGCCAGGGGGAAAGCCGUGCUCACAGCAUAUUAUCUCUGUGACUGGAUUUGUGGACAGUGACAGAGAUGACCUGAAGUUGAUGGCAUACCUGGCAGGUGCCAAGUACACGGGCUAUCUGUGCCGCAGCAACACGGUCCUCAUCUGUAAAGAACCAAGUGGUUUAAAGUAUGAGAAGGCCAAAGAAUGGAGGAUCCCGUGUGUGAAUGCACAGUGGCUUGGGGACAUCCUGCUGGGGAACUUUGAGGCGCUGAGGCAGAUCCAGUAUGGUCGGUACACGGCCUUCAACCUCCAGGACCCCUUUGCACCCACACAGCACCUGGUGCUGAACCUGCUGGAUGCGUGGAGAGUUCCAUUGAAAGUGUCACCAGAGCUGCUGAUGGGUAUAAGAUUACCUCCCAAACCGAAGCAGAACGAAGUAACCAGCAUCCAGCCUUCUUCCAAAAGAGCCAGAAUUGAGGAUCUACCACCUCCCACUAAAAAGCUGACUCCGGAGCUGACACCUUUUGUGCUCUUCACUGGAUUUGAGCCUGGCCAAGUUCAGCAGUACAUUAAGAAGCUUUAUGUCCUGGGUGGCGAGGUUGCCGAGUCUGCACAAAAGUGCACGCACCUCAUCGCCAGCAAGGUGACACGCACUGUGAAGUUUCUGACGGCCAUCUCCGUGGUGCAGCACAUCGUGACGCCUGAGUGGCUGGAGGAGUGCUUUAAGUGCCAGAAGUUCAUCGAUGAGCAGAACUACGUCCUCCGAGAUGCUGAGGCUGAAGUGCUUUUUUCUUUCAGCUUGGAAGAGUCCUUGAAACGGGCCCAUGUUUCUCCACUCUUUAAGGCAAAAUACUUUUACAUCACCCCCGGAAUCUGCCCAAGCCUGUCCACCAUGAAGGCAAUUGUGGAGUGUGCAGGCGGGAAGGUGCUGUCCAAGCAGCCAUCUUUCCGUAAGCUCGUGGAGCAUAAGCAGAAUAAGAGUCUUUCGGAAAUCAUUGUGAUAUCCUGCGAAAAUGACCUCCACCUGUGCCGAGAGUAUUUUGCCAGAGGAAUAGAUGUUCAUAACGCAGAGUUUGUUCUAACUGGAGUGCUAACACAAACGAUGGACUACGAAUCAUAUAAAUUUAACUGAUGGCCACACUCCCGUCGAGCCGGAUCUGAGCCAGGAGCCCAGGCUCCCCAUCGGCCAACUGCAUGCUUGUUUUCCAGCUGCUUCUUUAGGGACGAGGCACUAAAGCAGGAAGACAGUGGAAUACCUAUGCUGCAUCUUAUUAAGAUGUGUAAUUUUAUUCUGAGGAAACAUAAAUUAUGUUUUGUAUUAUAUGACUUUAUGAGCCCACACUAGGUUUUAUGAUUUAUUUUCCAGGUUUUUAAAUGUCUUCACAAAACUGUAUGAAAUUUCAGCUACAAAUAAAAUGAUGUAAAUAAAGACCUUGCUAUCUA